AGUACUAGUGCCAAACACAUCUUUCAAAUGUGUUACAAAAGAGUCAAGAGAUCGAAUUACUGGACAUUUACCGAACAGAAAUUCUGCCCAUUGACGAGCCUUUCCUGACAGCAGAGAGAUGAUGAACAAUCUCCGGAGAACUGGUGGGGAACAUUUCAAAAUACAAUUGGCAUUGUAACAGGAAGCCAUUACACUCUGACACUUCACCUGAAUACACUGCCAGUUUGGCCAUGGGACAGGCAGAGGCAGAUGUAGUGACUGAUGGUUGAAGUGCUGCAAAAAGUAAAGUGACAAGUUCGAUGAAAGGAUCCAGUGUGGUUGGAUUUCUGGCCUCCAUCUUGUACCUGGUCUUUUUUGUAGGGCUGGUCUUCUGUCACAUUUCACCAAGGAUAAAGGAAGAUGCAGGAGGCAAGAACACAGUCCAAUAUAUCAAGGAAGAUGAAGGAGGAAGGAACAGCACAGUACCCAAUCUAAAGUGGAAACUUACAGCAGAACGGAAACAUCUUCAGUAUGCAAUUUCCCGUUCUUCUCUUCAUCUCAUCUGUUUCAGCAGUAGUUGGCAUGGUGAGUGUAUUAGUUACCAAACCUGUGAUUUCCUACUGCCACCAGGCCAUCACUCUGCACUGCAAUGUUUCUCUAUCUGACGGAAAGGACCGUGAAUUCCAGGUUACUCAUCUGAGCUGGAUUAAAAAAUCUAAUAAGACAAUAUGCUCAGAAAGCAAGGCAGCAAUGAACGGUUCCAUCCACUGUCAAUACACGCCAAACAAACAGCUGGUACUAACUAUUGCCCACCCAAAAUCAGAUGACACUGGACGCUAUAUCUGCAAACUCCGAUCCUCCCAUGGACAUACAAGUGCUGAUACAAAUGUGACAUUGGAGUGUCCUCAGAAAAUUGUCCAGAUAAAUGAAGAAGGAAAAAACAGGGUGACUUGCAAAGUUGAGAGGUCAAACCAUGGUGGGCGUAUCCACUGGUUUCAUGGAACAGUCAAUCUAACAAGCCAAUCCACCCAGGACAUUUAUCCUGCUGUUAAUGGAUCUUAUACAGUUGUUAGUUCUCUCAAUGGCAGUUCAAACUGGAAAACAUAUAACUGUUCUUACUGGGUACCUCAAAUUGAAGGAUAUAUAACAAGCAAGAACAUUGUUAUGGAAUAUAACACACCAUCUAAGACAAAGAAUUUCAGCAGUGACAGUUGCACUGGUCUGAUCUUCUGUUUGUGUCUCCUUUGGAUUCUCAUUCAACAAUAAAAGAAGCAAUGGUAGCAAUAAUUCCAAAAAGCUGAUUUUGAACUUUUAAUUUUUA
Labeo rohita (rohu) is the source of this 1300-nucleotide messenger RNA. RefSeq lists its product as uncharacterized. Lineage: Eukaryota; Metazoa; Chordata; Actinopteri; Cypriniformes; Cyprinidae. The record is from RefSeq and is a predicted model, not a curated record. Bases 300 to 644 code for a protein of 114 amino acids. The transcript is spliced from 6 exons.